Messenger RNA from Bacillus rossius redtenbacheri, 1057 nucleotides. RefSeq lists its product as uncharacterized. The coding region runs from base 239 to 622 and encodes 127 amino acids. The record is from RefSeq and is a predicted model, not a curated record. The transcript has 2 exons. NCBI's taxonomy places the organism in Eukaryota, Metazoa, Arthropoda, Insecta, Phasmatodea, Bacillidae.
UAAAUAUCUCAGCUGUUGUCAGCACUGUCAGUAGUCAAUAGAAGGAAACUUUACAUGUGUGGAGGAGUAGACAGACACCUCCCAUUAAUAGUGACAACUGUAAAAAUGAUGUUUAGAAAUUUGUUAACCAAAAAGUGUUCGUUUUUACUCCUUAGUUGUGAUACGUGACAGUUAUUACAUUGAGUGUGCAUUUGUAGAUAAAUUGUACGAAGUAGAUUUCACGCGUGUGCAGGCGUCCAUGGGCACGCGCAGCCCCGGGGGCGGGGAGCCGCGCUGCGCCAGGCAGCCGCGCGGCCGGCACCGAGCGCGGGACGAGCCCCAGGCGCGGGACGACGCCGAGGCCACCUCCUACCUGCGCAUCUGGCAGGUGCAGCAGCUGGGACGCUCGUACAUCGACAACCUGAUGAACCGUGCCCUGGAGGACGCGCAGGGGGGCGGGCUGGCGGGGGAGGGGGGCGUGGAGGACACGGCCGUGCUGGCCGCGAUACGCGACCACGGCCUAAAGCUGCCGCGCCGCCGGCCCCCGCCCCCGCCGCUGGAGCACUCGUCCUUCAUGGACGCUGCCGUCAUGGCGGCCAUUCAGAGGAAGGGCCUGAGCUCUCUGUCGGCCUCCGACGUGUAGCUCGGCGGGGGCUCCUUGUCACCGGUGAUGACCGUGUAGCUCGGCAGGGCUCCUUGUCACCGGUGCUCCGACGUGUAGCUCGGCGGGGCUCCUUGUCACCGGUGAUGACCGUGUAGCUCGGCGGGGGCUCCUUGUCAUCAGUGAUGACCGUGUAGCUCGGCGGGGGCUCCUUGUCACCGGUGAUGACCGUGUAGCUCGGCGGGGGCUCCUUGUCACCGGUGAUGACCGUGUAGCUCGGCGGGGCUCCUUGUGACCGGUGAUGACCGUGUAGCUCGGCGGGGCUCCUUGUCACCGGUGAUGACCGUGUAGCUCGGCGGGGCUCCUUGUCACCGGUGAUGACCGUGUAGCUCGGCGGGGCUCCUUGUCACCGGUGAUGGCGGCGGGGGCUCCUUGUCACCGGUGAUGACCGUGUAGCUCGGCGGGGGCUCCUUGUCA